Messenger RNA from Mesocricetus auratus (golden hamster), 4433 nucleotides. RefSeq lists its product as uncharacterized. The record is from RefSeq and is a predicted model, not a curated record. Lineage: Eukaryota; Metazoa; Chordata; Mammalia; Rodentia; Cricetidae. Gene Ontology annotation, biological process: virion assembly; proteolysis. Gene Ontology annotation, molecular function: aspartic-type endopeptidase activity; nucleic acid binding; zinc ion binding.
AUGGCCAAGAUUCUUGAUGUUUACAUAGAAAAAGUUACCAUUUCAGAAAACCACAACAAGUCAAAAUACACAGUUUUUGGAGUACAGUCCAACAGAUACAUCUCCAAAACAAUUCCUUCACCUAAGCCUCAGGGAACAGGAUGGAAGAGGAUGAGGAAAGAUUGCUGCAUAGUCAUUGCCUAUCAAAAGGAAGCUCAGCCUAAGGACACAGGCUGCCUGGUGGCAAACACAAAGAUAUCUAUGGGCGGCCAGAUGGCCCGCUCAUCAAGGUUGAGCAAACACAAAGAUAUCUGUGGGCGGUCGGAUGGCCCGCUCAUCAAGAAAGAGAAAAGAGGAGACCCCAAGGUCCUCCCUCCAGAAGACGGUCUCCUAUUGGAUCUUCUGACAGAGGAACCCCCACCGUACCAGGCUCCUCCGGCAGGUCAACUGGCAGCGGCAGCAGCCGAGGCCCAACCUUUGCCUCCUACCGACCCGGAGCCCUCACCUAUGGCCUCCAGACUGCGAGGCCGCAGGGAGCAGCCCGCUCCGGAUUCCACUGCCCUGCCCCUCCGGACGGGCCACGAUGGCCAAUUACAAUACUGGCCGUUUUCUGCCUCCGAUCUUUAUAACUGGAAAAAUAAUAACCCCUCCUUUUCAGCAGACCCCGUGAGACUGACUGAUCUAUUAGAGUCGGUUCUCACUACCCAUCAGCCCACCUGGGACGAUUGCCAACAGCUUUUGCAGGUCCUCCUAACUUCGGAGGAAAAACAGCGGGUCCUUCUUGAAGCCUGGAAGAAUGUUCCUGGGGCAAAUGGACAACCUACGCAGCUUCCAAAUGAAAUUGAUGCUGCUUUCCCCCUUGACCGCCCCGACUGGGACUUCACCACUGAGGCAGGUAGGACCCAUCUACGUCUUUAUCGCCAGUUGCUUGUAGCGGGUCUCCGAGGGGCGGGUAGGCGCCCUACAAAUUUGGCCCAGGUAAAACAGAUAGUUCAGAAGGCAGAGGAAUCGCCAGCCGCAUUCUUAGAAAGACUUAAGGAAGCUUACAGAAUGUAUACCCCAUAUGACCCUGAGGACCCCGGGCAAGCCACUGGCCUGACCAUGUCCUUCAUCUGGCAGUCGGCCGCCGACAUCAGAAACAAAUUACAGCGGCUGGAAAAUUUACAGGGUUGUACUCUACCAGACGUAUUAAGAGAGGCGGAGCGCAUCUUUAACAAGAGAGAAACCCAGGAAGAGAGGGAAGAGAGAUGGAGGAAAGAGGAUCAAGAGAGGGCAGAACGUCAGAGACAGGAAACUGAAGAGAGGGAGAUAGCGAGGGACAAGAAGCGUAACAGAGAAAUGACUAAACUGUUGGCCACAGUAGUCGCAGAGCAGAGACAGGAUAGGCAGAGAGAGGGACAAAGGGGGCCUCGCCUAGAAAGAGACCAAUGUGCAUACUGCAAGGAAAGAGGACAUUGGGCACGGGAGUGCCCCAAGAAACAAAGAAGGACCUUUCAAAGACCCAAACCCCGUUCUCAGACCUCCGACCUCCUGAGCCUCGAAGAUUAGGGAGGUCAGGGCCAGGAGCCCCCCCCCCCCCCCGAGCCCCAGGUAACCAUACCAGUAGGGGGGGCAUCCAGUCACCUUCUGGUCGACACGGGGGCCCAACACUCUGUUCUAAACCGGUCACCCGGCCCCCUGAGCCGCCGAACCGCCUGGGUACAAGGGGCCACCGGCGGGAAACAAUAUUGAUGGACCACGGACCGCCAGCUCCACUUAGCGACCGGUAAGGUGAUGCACUCCUUUUUACAUGUUCCUGACUGUCCAUACCCCCUCCUGGGUCGAGACCUCCUAACGAAGUUAAAGGCUCAGGUACACUUCGAGAAAGCCAACAUAAGAGAGGGCUACGCUAAAGCCCAGAAACUUGGACCCUGGAGACGGCCGGUCGCCUACCUGUCCAAGAAAUUAGACCCUGUAGCGUCGGGGUGGCCACCAUGUCUCCGCAUGAUCGCCGCCACCGCGGUCCUUAUAAAAGACUCUCACAAACUGACUCUGGGGCAGCCUUUAACCAUCUAUGCCCCCCCACGCUAUAGAGGCGGUCAUCAGUUUUUCGAUCAAGAUAUUUCUGAUCAUGCUAAUUCCCCCUCUCUACAAGCCCACCUACAGGCCCUCCAACUGGUUCAGAAGGAGGUGUGGAAGCCUCUGGCCCAAGCAUAUCGGGACCAGAGAGACAAUCUGAUCGUGCCCCAUCCAUACCAGGUCGGAGACGCAGUCUGGGUCCGACGCCAUCAGACCAAAAACCUCGAACCUCGCUGGAAGGGACCAUAUCUGGUUUUGCUGACAACCCCCACCACGGUGAAGGUCGACGGGAUUGCCACUUGGAUCCACGCGAGCCACGUCAAGCCGGCCCGGUCGGACGAUCCUCAGCCACAAGGGACAUGGACGGCUCAACGCACUCAAAACCCUCUAAAGACUCUCCCGGGUUGCUUGACUGUCACCUUUUGCCUGAUACUCUCCCCUCCCCUUAUUUGGGGAAAAAGCCCUCACACCCCCCAUCAAUUAACUUGGCAAGUACUCUCUCAAGGGGAGGUCGUUUGGUCACUUUCAGGCUACCACGUGCCUGGUACCUGGUGGCCCAAUCUCACUCCUGAUUUCUGCCAGCUGGCCGCGGGACUGGACACUUGGGACAUCUCCACGUACGGUGCCAAUGAGCUCCAGAAAUACAUGAACACUCCUUUAACGGGGGUGGAGAUACAUCUACAAGGGCUUGGAGACCCGCUCUGGCACGUAGGUUGCAGGAGCCCAAAAGGCAGAUGCCGCCUGGCGCAAAUGGAUUUCUAUGUCUGCCCCCGGGAGGGACAAUCUAAAGCCUUAAGGUGUGGAGGAUAUGAGGCACAUUUCUGCGCCUCAUGGGGUUGUGAGACCACAGGGGACGCCUAUUGGAAACCUAGUUCCUCCUGGGACUGGAUCACGGUGAGCCGCAAUUACUCUCGCCCUCCGUCCUGCAACCAACCCACCUGCCUCCCCUUGAACAUUACUUUCACCCAAAAGGGCAAAUGGAUUACACCCAAUGGCUGGGGGGGGCGAACGUGGGGACUGAGGUGGUACAUGGAGGGAUACGACAAGGGCUUAAACUUCAAAAUCUGUUUAAGCGUCCAAACUAAUCCGGUACCUAUCGGACCAAACCUAGUACUGGCUGGACUGAGACACCCAUCUGACCAGUCUGGCCCGCAACCUACCUCCCCCACAAUACCCAGCACAAAUCCAAAUGCUUCUCUCGACUCCGUUAGGCCUGGCUCUAUCGAGAUAAAAUCCCCAGAGGGUACAGGAAGUAGAUUAUUAGAUCUAAUACAAGGAACCUAUGCCACUCUAAAUCUAACCCGCCUGGAUAAAACUCAGGGGUGUUGGCUUUGCCUAACUCCGCGACCCCCCUACUAUGAAGGCUUAGCAGUUUUGGGCAACUAUACAAAUCAGAGUUCAGCCGGGGCCCUCUGUGGGACAACAAUGCAGCAUAAACUGACUAUCUCAGAAGUAUCUGGAAGGGGGCUAUGCAUAGGUAAGGUCCCUGCAACUCAUCAAAAACUAUGCAAUGUCACCGAGCCUUCACCUCAGAACGGCCGCUAUCUGAUUGCCCCUAAUGGGACGUAUUGGGCUUGUAGCACCGGAUUAACCCCUUGUAUCUCCACCACGGUACUUAAUGCCACCGGUGAUUACUGUGUUCUGAUCGAACUAUGGCCUAAGGUAAUUUACCACCCCCCUGACUAUGAUUUAAUAGAAACUGGCCACAAUAAGAGGGAACCCAUCUCCAUCACUACUGCCAUCCUACUAGGUGGACUGACCAUGGGUGGCCUGGCGGCAGGGAUAGGUACGGGUACCGUUGCCUUGCAAGAGACUAGGCAGUUUCAACUCCUGCAGCAGGUAAUGCGCGCCGACAUCCAGUCUCUAGAAGAGUCAGUCGCUGCCCUGGAAAAGUCCCUGUCCUCCCUGGCAGAAGUAGCCCUCCAAAAUAGAAGGGGACUAGACCUCUUAUUUUUACAUCAGGGAGGAAUUUGUGCUGCCCUUAAAGAAGAAUGCUGUUUUUAUGCUGACCAUACUGGGGUGGUACGAGACAAUCUGGCCAAGAUAAAAGAAAGACGCCAAAAGUACCAACAACUAAUUGAGUCCCAACAAGGAUGGUUUCAGAACUGGUAUAACAGGUCCCCUUGGUAUUCGACCCUCAUAUCCACCAUUAUGGGACCCCUGAUCAUUAUACUUUUGAUUCUGAUGUUUGGGCCAUGCAUCUUAAACAGACUGACCCAAUUCAUAAAAGAAAGGUUGUCGGUCGUACAAUCUCUGGUCUUGACCCAACAGUACCAACAACUAAAACAGAGGGAUCUCGAAAUAGCAGAAACCCUUGAAUGAAAGAUUCCAUUCAGUUACAAGAGCAAUGGGGGAAUGAAAGACCCUGGCCCAGUCUAACAGGCAGCUGAAAGCUG